AUGGCGCACACCUAUGAGGUCGGCACACGGGCCUGGCAGCCCGACCCGACAGAAGGAUGGUUGGCAUCCGAGGUGAAGGAGAAGCUGGAGGAUGGAGAGAAAGUGCAGCUAAUUUUCGAGUUGGAAAAUGGAGAGAGAAAAACCGUGCAGACCACGCAGUCCGAGCUGCAGGUCGAUAACAACCCCAAAUUACCUCCGCUCAUGAACCCUGCUAUGCUUGAAGCAAGCGAAGAUUUGACGAAUUUGUCUCACUUGAACGAGCCCGCUGUCCUCCAGGCUAUAAAACUCCGCUACGCCCAGAAGGAGAUAUAUACCUACAGUGGUAUCGUCUUGAUUGCAACUAACCCAUUUGCCCGACUCGACUCACUGUACGUGCCGCAGAUGGUGCAGGUUUAUGCUGGCAAACAUCGUGCCUCGCAGGCGCCUCAUCUGUUCGCAAUUGCGGAGGAAGCUUUCGCUGACAUGCUUCGCGAUGGAAAGAAUCAGACGAUUGUCGUCUCUGGUGAAUCUGGAGCCGGCAAGACCGUGAGCGCCAAAUAUAUUAUGCGCUACUUUGCGACUCGCGAGUCUUCCGAUCAACCUGGAAAAUACACAAGCAGCCGCGCAGAGGCAAUCAGUGAAACCGAGGAGCAGAUUCUAGCUACCAACCCGGUCAUGGAAGCGUUCGGUAACGCGAAAACCACUCGUAACGACAACUCCUCCCGUUUCGGCAAAUAUAUCGAAAUCAUGUUUGAUGACCGAACGAAUAUCAUCGGAGCUAAGAUCAGGACGUAUCUUCUUGAGCGGUCGAGACUUGUCUUCCAGCCUCUCAAAGAGCGCAAUUACCACAUCUUCUACCAACUGGUAGCCGGUGCUUCCGAUGCAGAGAAACAGGAGCUGGGUCUCUUGCCUAUUGAAGAAUUCGAGUACCUGAAUCAGGGUGCCACUCCAGUGAUCGACGGUGUCGAUGACAAGGCUGAAUUUGACGCGACCAGGAAGUCGCUGGCUGUGAUUGGUGUGCCGGAGGAAGACCAGUCAGGAAUCUUCCGCGUUCUCGCCGGUUUGCUACACCUCGGAAAUGUCAAGAUCACAGCUACUCGGACGGAUUCGUCAGUCUCGUCGACUGAGCCUGCACUUGUCCGCGCGUGUGAGCUGCUUGGAAUUGAUGCCACCGAGUUUGCGAAAUGGAUCGUGAAGAAGCAACUUAUCACGCGUGGCGAGAAAAUUACCUCCAACCUGACACAGCAACAGGCUCUGGUUGUCCGAGACUCCGUCGCCAAGUUUAUCUAUUCAAGUCUAUUUGAUUGGCUUGUGGACAAGAUCAACCGCCGCCUUGCUACUGAUGAAGUGCUUGAGCAGUUCAAAUGCUUUAUUGGUGUUCUCGAUAUUUACGGGUUUGAACAUUUCGCCAAAAAUUCUUUCGAACAGUUCUGCAUCAAUUAUGCCAACGAGAAGUUACAACAAGAAUUCAACCAGCAUGUGUUCAAGCUUGAGCAGGAAGAAUAUGUUCGAGAAAAGAUUGACUGGACAUUCAUUGAUUUUUCGGAUAAUCAACCUUGUAUUGAUCUUAUCGAAUCGAAGCUUGGCGUACUGGCCCUUUUGGACGAGGAAUCCCGACUUCCCAUGGGUUCGGAUGAGCAGUUUGUAACAAAGCUUCACCACCACUUUGCGGCUGACAAGCAAAAGUUCUACAAGAAACCUCGCUUCGGAAAGUCUGCAUUCACCGUCUGUCACUAUGCAGUCGACGUCACUUAUGAAUCUGAUGGGUUUAUUGAAAAGAACCGUGACACUGUGCCCGAUGAGCAUUUGGAAGUGUUGCGUAAUUCCUCCAAUUCCUUCAUGAAGGAGAUUUUAGACACUGCUGCGGCCGUUCGUGAAAAGGACUCUGCUGCUAUGUCGUCUAAGCCAGUUGCGGCUGCCCCAGGGCGUCGGAUUGGCGUUGCAGUCAACCGGAAACCCACGCUUGGUGGAAUCUUCAAGUCUUCGCUGAUUGAAUUGAUGAACACCAUCAACAGCACGGAUGUUCAUUACAUCCGUUGCAUCAAGCCCAACGAGGCUAAGGAAUCUUGGAAAUUCGAAGGACCUAUGGUCCUCAGUCAGCUGAGAGCUUGUGGUGUCCUGGAAACUGUCCGAAUCAGUACCGCUGGCUACCCAACCCGAUGGACUUACGAGGAAUUCGCUGUUCGCUACUACAUGCUGUGCCAUUCCUCGCAAUGGACCUCAGAGAUUCGGGAUAUGUGCCAUGCAAUCCUCCGGAAGGCCCUAGGAGAUGAAAAGCAAGAUAAGUAUCAGCUUGGUCUUAGUAAAAUCUUCUUCCGAGCUGGUAUGCUUGCAUUCCUGGAGAAUCUCCGAACUUCCAAGUUGAAUGAAUGCGCUAUCAUGAUCCAGAAGAACUUGCGUGCUAAGUAUUACCGCCGCCGCUACCUCGAUGCUCGUGACUCAAUUCUCACCACCCAGGCUUUCAUCCGGGGCUUCUUGGCACGGCAGCAAGCCCACGAGAUCCGCCGGGUCAAGGCUGCUACUACGAUCCAGCGGGUCUGGCGUGGCCAGAAGGAAAAGAAGCGUUACACUCAAAUCCGCAAAAACUUCAUUCUGUUCGAGUCUGUUGCCAAGGGAUUCCUGUGCCGACGCAAUAUCAUGGACUCUAUCAAUGGAAAUGCGGCCAAGGUCAUUCAACGUGCUUUCCGCACCUGGCGUCAACUCCGAGCCUGGAGACAGUAUCGCCGCAAGGUUAUCACCAUCCAAAACCUCUGGCGCGGCAAACAGGCAAGAAAUGCUUAUAAGAGACUUCGCGAAGAUGCUCGUGAUCUCAAGCAGAUCUCCUACAAGUUGGAGAACAAGGUUGUUGAGUUGACCCAGUACUUGCAAACUCUCAAGCUUGAAAAUAAAACCUUGGUCUCACAGCUGGACAACUACGAUACCCAAUUGAAGUCAUGGAGAACCCGACACAAUGCCUUGGAGGCUCGCACGAAGGAACUCCAGGUUGAAGCCAACCAGGCUGGUAUCACCGCAGCCCGGUUAGAGGCAAUUGAAGUAGAGAUGAGUAAGCUUCAGCAGAGCCACACUGAAGCCCAAGCUACCAUCAAGCGCCUCCAGGAAGAGGAGAGAAUAUCCCGUGAGGCUCUUCAAACCGCCAACGACGAGUUGGAGCGUCUGAAGCUCUUGGAUGUCGAGCAUGAGAAAGAUAAGACUGGUCUCCGGCAGCGGAUUUCCGAUCUUGAGGAACAGCUCGAGAUUGCCAAGAGAUCUGUGCCUUUGAACGGUAUGAACGGCGAUGGUCUAAAUGGUGGCUUAUUCCAGACCCCUAGCCCGGGCUUGAUCAAUUUGGUUUCUUCAAAGAAACCUAAGCCCAAGAGACGCAGUGUCGGUGCUGAAAGGAUUGACACAGAUCGCUUCAGUGGUGCAUACAACCCUCGGCCCGUUUCGAUGGCGGUCACCUCUGCAUCUAUGGUUGCCCGUCACAAUGCGGCUAUCUCUCCUGGUCUAGAGUCGGUCGAGGUGGAGCUCGAGAACUUGCUUUCUGAAGAGGAGGACUUGAACGAGGAGGUCACCAUGGGUCUUAUCCGCAACUUGAAGAUUCCGCUCCCAACUUCGACACCACCACCGACCGAAAAGGAGGUCCUGUUCCCAGCAUACCUGAUCAACCUUGUUACGUCAGAGAUGUGGAACAACGGAUUUGUUAAGGAGUCGGAGCGAUUCUUGGCCAACGUUAUGCAGUCCAUUCAGCAGGAAGUUAUGCAGCAUGAUGGAGACGAUGCGAUCAAUCCCGGUGCCUUCUGGUUAUCUAACGUGCACGAGAUGCUAUCCUUUGUCUUCCUGGCCGAGGAUUGGUAUGAAGCACAGAAGACCGAAAACUAUGAGUACGAUCGCCUGUUGGAAAUCGUCAAGCAUGACCUCGAGAGCUUGGAAUUCAACAUCUAUCACACUUGGAUGAAGGUCUUAAAGAAGAAGUUGUACAAGAUGAUUGUUCCAGCCAUCAUCGAGUCUCAGUCACUUCCUGGCUUUGUCACCAGUGAAACAAACCGCUUCCUUGGAAAGCUUCUACCCUCCAACAAUAACCCCGCUUACAGCAUGGACAACCUUCUUAGUCUAUUGAACGGUGUUUACAAAGCAAUGAAGGCAUUCUAUCUUGAGGACGCCAUCAUCCUCCAGACCGUUACUGAGCUCUUGCGCCUAGUUGGUGUCACUGCUUUCAACGAUCUUCUCAUGCGACGUAACUUCCUGUCGUGGAAGCGUGGUCUGCAAAUCAACUAUAACAUUACGCGCAUUGAGGAGUGGUGCAAGAGUCAUGACAUGCCAGAGGGGACGUUGAAGCUCGAGCAUUUAAUGCAAGCGACCAAGCUUCUGCAGCUGAAGAAGGCUACUCUGAAUGAUAUUGAGAUCAUCCAAGAUAUUUGCUGGAUGCUGUCUCCAAACCAAAUUCAAAAACUGCUGAAUCAGUACCUGGUGGCAGAUUACGAACAGCCCAUUAACGGCGAGAUCAUGAAGGCCGUCGCUUCUCGCGUCACAGAGAAGAGUGAUGUGCUUCUCCUGGCUCCGGUAGACAUGGAGGACAGUGGCCCGUACGAAAUCGCCGAGCCGCGUGUUAUCACUGCUCUGGAGACCUAUACCCCAUCCUGGCUCCAAACGCCGCGGUUGAAACGACUUGCCGAGAUUGUGUCCGCGCAAGCGAUGGCGCAGCAAGAGAAGCUCGAAUGGGACCACGGGAUGAUUGAAUAG
Penicillium digitatum Pd1 is the source of this 4698-nucleotide messenger RNA. RefSeq names its product type V myosin. Gene Ontology annotation, cellular component: vesicle; myosin complex; actin cytoskeleton. Gene Ontology annotation, molecular function: ATP binding; actin filament binding; microfilament motor activity. The record is from RefSeq and is a predicted model, not a curated record. Gene Ontology annotation, biological process: actin filament organization; vesicle transport along actin filament. NCBI's taxonomy places the organism in Eukaryota, Fungi, Ascomycota, Eurotiomycetes, Eurotiales, Aspergillaceae.